CCCAUUGGACUGGCGCGCGGGCCGCGUUGCAUGGCCCGGGACCAUGGUGCUGGUGCGGCGCGUGGCAUUGCCCUUGCUGCUGCUGACUGCCGCGGGGUGCCCGCCGGUGGCCUGGUCGUUGGUGUGGUACUCGGCUUGGGUGACUACGGUGUACACGGAGCCCGGCACCAACCGCACGGUCCGCGGUAGCUCGGAGAGUGGCCGCUUCGGCAGCAGCUCUCCCAAAGAGGGCGCGCAGGGCUUGGUGGGCAUCCCCCGCGGCGUGGGCGCGCGCUCCAUGGAAGGCUGCGCCCCAGACGUCGAAUACGAGGUGCCCACGCUGCCCGGCGCCGGCCGCGGGUCUCCUCCUUCCUGGAUCGCCCUGGUGGCCCCCGGCGGAUGCAGGCUGAAGGAUAAAAUCGACCUCGCGGCGAGGAAACGGGCGGUCGCCGUGGUCAUCUACAACGAGCCGCGGUUUGGCAACUCCACCCUGAGCAUGCCGCACUUCGGUACUGGCAAUACGGUGGUAAUUAUGAUUGGGUAUCCGAAAGCAAUGGAGAUCUUGGAGCCAGUGCAAAGAGGGAUUCCAGUGAAAAUGACUAUUGAUGUUGGAAAUCGUCAUGUACAAGAAUAUAUCACUGGACAGUCAGUUGUUUUUGUAGCUAUUGCAUUCAUCACCAUGAUGAUUAUAUCUUUAGCAUGGCUCAUAUUUUUUUAUAUACAGCGUUUCCUCUAUACUGGAACACAUUUUGGAAACCAGGGUCACAGAAAAGAAAUCAAGAAAGCAAUUGGUCAGCUGCAGCUCCAUAUUGUGAAGCAUGAGGAUAAGGGGCUAGAUGUUGAUGCUGAAAAUUGUGCUGUGUGCAUAGAAAACUAUAAACCAAAAGACACAGUCCGAAUUUUGCCUUGCAAACAUAUAUUUCAUAGAACAUGCAUUGAUCCUUGGCUGUUGGAUCACAGAACAUGCCCAAUGUGCAAACUAGAUGUCAUCAAAGCUUUAGGAUGCUGGGGAGAACAUAAAGAUUUACUUGAACUUGCAGUGUCUGAAUCAAUAAGUGACAGCAUAUCAGCUGAAAGCUGGAGUAUUACUGUACCAGAAGAUGGAAAUGAGCUAAAUGAUGUAUCAGCUUCCACUACUCAUGAAUCUACAUUAAAUUGUAGCAGAUUAAAAGAAGAUGUUGGUGAAACAGCAGCAUUACUUGAAAUGAAUGGCAGAUGCAGUCAACUUGAAGAAUUCCUGUCCAGUGGAAACUCUCAAUGAAAGUUUUAAACUGAAACUGAGAGAUAAAUAUGUACUUUAUUUUUAUUUAAAUGGUAUGGACAUGUGUCGAGCCUAUGAAAUGUUAUACAUUUCAAUUCAUGUUUCAAAAGGGCUAACAUGACUAUAUUUUGUACAAGAAUAUUUUUAGGAAAGCUGUGAUCCUAUAGAAAGUUACACCAAAGUUACUUUUGUCUAGAAAUGACAGUUGUACCAAUUGACAGGGACAAAACCAGCACAAAAUCUGCGGGUACUGUAGAAAAUUUCGGGGUGGGGGGAAGAAUGAUCUUUUCUGAGGGUAUUGGAAAACAGGUCCUUUCGCUUGAUUUCUGCACCUUCAUUCAUAGGAACAGAGUCCAAGGGAAGGAAUGGAACUAAUUUCUUAAAGAUGCUACAAAGGGAAAUACCCUUGGGCUGAUUCCGCGUGGGCCAAAAACAGUGGUGUGAAAAUGGUGUAUAAACCCAUUUACACUGUUUUAAAUCCUUUCACACUGUUUUCAAACCGCUGUUUUUGGCCCAUGCAGAAUCUGCCUUGGAUAAAGAACAGGAAAUUUAAAACAUGUGACAUGUUUUUGUUCCAGAAAGCUCUUACAGACAUCAAGCCUAAGAGGAUAUACAGGCUAAUAGACAAAUAAUGGUGGGUUGUUGUAUCACACCUAGCAUGCAUUUAUCAAACCUAAAAUGUUCUUAAACUUUAUUUAAAAGAUUAACUAGUUAAUAUAUAAUCUAUAAACUUAUAAAACACCAGGGUAUUUAAGUGGCCAGCCACAUACCUGCUACAUAGCUAAAUUUCAUGGUUUAAGUUGUUUGUUUUUUGCACUGCCUUGACUACAUAGAUCAAUUUGGGUACAUAGAUCAACUGCAUUAGUAUGUUGUGCAUGGAGAGUUAUUGAAUAAUAAAUUCAAGUUACCUCAACUCUUACAUAAGUAAACUGAAGUAGCAACUUCAUGGUUGGAAGUUAUUCUAUUUAUAAAUUCUCAUUUUCUCAUAUGCAUCAUUUACUUCCCCAUGUGCUUCCUUUGUAUUUUAUGUAUCUGAACUCAAUGUUGCAAUCCGUUGAAGACGUCCUAUAAAGGUUUACAAAAAAAAGUUUGCUUGAGAUAGUCAUUAGUUCUAUUCUUGUUCUGUUGCUACAUUAGCAGCAUGGGGCCUUUUUAUAAAAUGACUGCGAAGCAUUGAGCUGGAAGUGUUUGAAACUCAAAAAUACCACUGUUAAUUUCCUCUCAUGUUCAAAUGCCUUAUAAUUAGCUCAGAGGAAAAUAGUGAUGUGUGUUGAUGUAUAGGAUACAUAUAUUAAAUAUUGAAAAUAUGUUCAGAUUUUUAGUAUUACCCCUGAUGAAUGUACAUUGUAAGAUUCACACCUUUCUUUUAACUGCCCAAAAUGGACAAUCAGUAAGGUGCUUUCUAGAAUGCAUAUUUUAAAAUGGUUAUUUUCUGAAACUGGAAUGUUUAAUUUUGAUGUAUUCCAAGAAGAAUAUUUCAAACAUGGAAGUUGUCUCCAGGUGUCAGGAACAAAUGACUUGCAGUAAACAUGUAUACCCAAAAUACUCUGAAGAGCUUGCCACCGCUCCCAGGAGGAGAGCAACCUCACCAUAUGUUGACUUGUACAAGACUUGCUGUGAGCUCUUAAUAGAAUGGGCUGCUAGCCACGACAGUAUUGAUGUCUGCUUUCAGAAAGGAACUACCUUCAAAUUAUUUGGUAAUGUUUCUCUGAAUUUUCCGCACAAAGUAAAACAUCAACUGCCACAGAUUUAAAAGGAUCUCAAAUUCAGCUUUAUAUACACGAACUGACAGGAAGUUGAUGCACUGGAAGUCGCAAAAUUUUACCUAAUAUUUACAACGCCAAGCUGUCUUUGGAAAACACAGCACAGUGAGUACAAAUAUAUUUCUCCAUAUAAGUGCUAAGAUUGGUCCUUUAUACGUUUAAAAAUGCAUUCCCCCAAUUAUUUUAGAAAUUCCACAAUAACCACAAACAAGAUCUAGUAGUACUUCUGAACAAGGAUUAUUGUAUGAUAAACUUGAGUACAUCUAGCUACUGUGUACUAGAUAUCCCAUGAAUAUUGCAUCUCCAGUUGGAGAGUUCUAAAACAGUUACCAAUCAAUUUUGAAAUGUGCAGAAACAUGAAAGUACUUUUUGGUGAAGCUCCAAAAGUCAAAAGAUGGGGGGGAACACCUCUAAUGGAAGUAGAACUGGAUUUUAGUGGUCUGUGUGUUCUUCAGCUCUCAUUGUGGCCUUCAGAGUCGCUUUGAAAUGGAUUCUAAUUACUGGAUAAUUGUGUAGGUAUAACUUUGUGUAGCUUGAGCAUUGCUGAGGAGUGAUGACAAUGAAAGGCCGAAUUGCAGUGCCUGUGAACAGUUUUCUCUCUUAAGGCAUGAUGACAAAGCUCCUGAAGCGACUCCUUUGUCUGACCUCAGCAAUACUGCAUGGAGUCUUGAUGAAUUCUGUGGUUUAAGCUCACUACUUGAGUAACAAAGUAUGCAUUAUUAUUUCUUUUCUCACAGGUGUUCUGCAACUCGUUCAGACAAGCCCGGCUGAGGUAUUCACUGUACACUGUUGCUACUGAUCUGCAAAUCGGAAUUACUGGAGCUGUUUUUACACAUGCUGUAUACAAAGUCAAAUACUGUGGAUUUAAGCCAAAGCUAAAAAUAAUUUUUAUAUCAGGCAAGAUCACUUGUCUUCCUGGUGCUAUAUUCACUAUAAAAGUUUUGAUAAUGUUGCAUAUUUUCAGAAAGUACUCUUGCCGUAUAAAGUAUUUCUUAUGAGGCUCCUGGGGUCUCCCAUCCACAUAUCUAAAUAAGUCUGGUCUGGGUUUUCUUUUUAAAAAAAAGGGGGGGGGGCUAAAUACACCAAAAUCAGGUUGCCCUUAUAAAGUAGCAAUUUGAAUAACAGAUAUCCAUGUUCAUAAGACGUUCUCUAAUCAUUGUGUUUUUCCCAACGCAAUGAAGAGGUUACUUUACAUUGACCACAAGCAGGCAUUUCUCUACAAAGCCUUUUGUCAGGCCAAAGCGAAGGUCCAUUUUGCACUUUAGCUGGUUCUGCGUUGACAUUGAAAGAAAUGAAAAAUGAUGUCUCAGAAGCUAAAGGACUGUUACUAGAGUUUAACACUAUUAUUUAUCGAUAUUAGCCUAUAUAGAUAAAUGAAUUAUAAACAUUCCAAGAAGUUGGUGUUUCUUCUUAGCUUUUCAGAUAAAAGAUGGAUUAUAUCCUAUCAACUUUUCAAAUGGCAAAGGGAUCAUGGGAUUCACUUUGGUAAAAGCUAAACAGUACAGCAACUGCAGGAAGAAAGAGAAUUGGGGAAAACUAGAUGAUAAAGCUGGUAGGAUAUAACCUACAGAUGCAACUUUCACAAUGUGCAAGUGUUUUCUAGAGUUUAAUUUCCUUAACUGUUUGCUAUCACCGUCCUGAUUUUUGAAAAAUGUAUGCAUAAUAAGCAUCAUGGGACUCUAAAAAGCCAAAAUCAAUCAAUUCCAAGCACUGUUAAUAUGUAUGGAGUUGCAUAGUCUUUGUGUUUUUCAUAGAAUCACUUAAUAGGUCUGAAAUGUUAUAGCUACAAAUACCACCACUGGAUUUUUUUGCUUUGCUGCAACUAUUAAAACAUUGUCAAGGUCAGAAAGGUGUAAAAUUUUAAGUACUAAGCAAGAUGUGAAAUCCAAGCACGAUCAUUAAAACUCCCUAGAAUGAGAGUUGGAAGACAAGAGAAGGGCCAUCCAAUCCAACCCACUGCUACGCAGGAACAAUCAAAGCAUUCCCAACAGGUGGCAAUCUAGCCUGUUUAAACACUUCUAAAGGAGACUGCACCACUCUCCAAGGAAGUGUAAUCCACUGCUGAACAGCUCUUACCAUCAGGAAGUUCUCCCUAAUGUUUAGGUGGAGUCUCUUUUCUUGUAGUUUGAAUCCUUUAUUCCCUAUCCUAGUCUCUGGAUCAUCAGAAAACAUUCUUGCUUCCUCUUCAACACAACAUCCCUUCAAAUAUUUAAACAUAGCUUUAUGGCUAACCUUUUCUUUUCCAUACUAAACAUACCCAUCUCCCUAAGGUGGACUCCACAUGGGCCAAAAACAACAGUGUGAAAACAGUGUAAACUGCUGGUUUUGGCCCAUGUGGAAUCUGCCUAAGUUUUUCCUCAUAGGGCAGAGAUUUCAAACCUUUUACAAUUUUUGUCACUGUUCUCUGGAGAUGCUCCAGGUAGCCAUCAGCCUUGAACUGUGUUGCACAGAACUGGACAAAGUAUUCAAGGUAUGAGAAGGUUUGUACAGCUGCUGCUGUUUCUACUGUUAGAUGAAUUAGGUGUAACAAUAGGGUAAUUUCCACAAUUACAAUCAAGUACAUGCACAGAAUUUCACAUAGAUUCUCCCACUGUAAAAGUAAACCUCUAUUCACAUAUUCCCAAAGUUGGGGGGAUUGCUCAUAUAAAUAAUUAGAAGGGGGCUGAAGUCACGCUACUGACCAUGGGAAACGCAAACCAUUUGUUCAAACUACUACUUUACCUUUGGAGUGUAUCUGUAGAAGGGCUAAGGUACUUAAAACUGAACAGUGUGAAUGAUAUGAGAACUGUUCUUCAUUCUACAAAACUACAUUUUAAAUAAUGGUUUUCUAAAGCCUUACUCCACUAAUAGCUAACAGAUUCCUGUGCUAUCAUAUCACCCUUUAGCUAUACUAAAUGUAGAAGGUUUUACAUUUGGCAUUGUUUCAGAGAAACUCUUCAGGAAUAUUUCACUUCUCAGCAGACAAUGAUCACCUCAGAUCUUUACAUGCAAAUUAACAGAAAGGGUAACUUGCGCAAAGCCUAUACCUUAAAUAUGGUAUACAGUUUUGGAUUUGAAAUACAAGAAAUACUCCCAACAAUAACAAUGUCUUCCCACUGAUGCUGCUUAUAUAACUUCCAUGAGCAGUCGCUAAGAAUAACUAACAAACUUAAGUUGGAAGGCUGCAAACUUUGCUGGACAAGUGAUUAUCUGACUAGGGGGUAAAGCAGCCUCUGAGUCAAUAUGGCUAUUGCAUGCAAACUACCUCAACCAUAAACUAAUGUUAAGCAGAAGCUUGUGUUGUAACGCUUGAUUCAGAUUCCUUAUCCACCAGAAAAAUCAGUAUUUAAUAAAGCACAAAUAGCAUCUUAAUUGUAAGCAAUAACACAAUCAACUAUACAAAAGUCAGAGUCAUAAUCCAACUACAAUCUUCUCGUUUGAGUCUUAUUUUGAGGUCUUUGUCUCUGAGGGAUUUUCACCAGUAUCCAGUGUUUUGAGUAAUCGAAAAAGGCCAGCUGCUUCUCUUAUCCGACUGAAUUCAAUACAAAAGGCCUGUACCUCUAUAAAUAAGUCCUGUACAUUAAUGAUUUUAUUCCGGAUCAAGGACUGUAGAAAAACACAAACAAGACGUACCAACCGGUUCUGGAGGGAGAAAAAAAAUAGUUAUAUUGUAAACAGGAUUCUAAUUUCACCUGACAAGCAGGUGAAGAAUGAAUGUGAUCUUAUUAGCUAAACACAAUAUUUAAUACAGUUCAGUAAAACUUGCAGCGUCUUAACAUUCUAUUCAGCAAGUGAUAAAUGCUUUAAUUUAAUAUUCCUGCUGGAAUAUCAAUUUCACAGAUCCAGCAGAAAGACCAAAAAACCCUCAGUUCUCCAAGGGAUUUCCUAAAGCUACAAGCCCCAGUGCCUGAAUAGAACUUCUAAUUUAAUUGUGCGUGUGUGUGUUAAGUGCCAACAAGUCAUUUCUGAUUUAUGUCAACCUUAUGAAUUAACAACCUCCAAAAUGUCAUAUUAUUAAUAGCCUUGCUCAGGCUUAUUUAAUAGGGUGGAACUGAAACCUCAAAAAUCUUCAAAUUCCUAAGAGCAAGGGUUGUAUGUCCAUGCUUCUUCAAACCCAAGAUGACUAUUUUUUCUGUACAAUCUAAAGCCUAGCUUUUUCUGUAGCCAGGAUACAAUUGUUUCUCUCAAAGCAUUAAACUCAUAAACACUUA
Messenger RNA from Sphaerodactylus townsendi, 7193 nucleotides. It is a transcript of the gene RNF149, whose product is annotated as ring finger protein 149. The transcript has 7 exons. The record is from RefSeq and is a predicted model, not a curated record. The coding region runs from base 44 to 1240 and encodes 398 amino acids. Lineage: Eukaryota; Metazoa; Chordata; Lepidosauria; Squamata; Sphaerodactylidae.